AUGGGUGUGGGGCUGCAGCCGCUGGAGUUUACCGAGUGUCUGGCGGACAGCCCGCAUUUUCGUGAGAACCUGCAGCGUCACGAGAAAGAGCUCGAGCGCACCAGCCAGCAGAUCAAACGUCUUAUUAAAGAAGUGAAGGAUGUCGUGCAAGCUGCAAAACGUCUUGGCGCGGCACAGCUGGCGCUGGCUUCCAGCAUGGAGCAGUUCGAGUUCGCGUGCAUCGGCGCCUCCAUGACGGAGGACGAGCGCGCCAUCGGCCGCUCGCUGCAGCACUUCGCGCACCUCAUCCGCACCGUGGAGGACGAGCGCGAGCGCAUGCUGGGGCGCGCGCACGAGCAAAUCAUUCAACCGUUGGAGCGAUUUCGCAAGGAGCAUAUCGGCGCUGUCAAGGAAGGGAAGAAAAAAUUCGACAAGAAGACUGCUAAGUUUUGCCAGAGCCAGGAGCGCACGCUCUCCCUCUCCACGAAGAAGCCCGAGGCCGUUUUUCAAGAAGCGGACGCCGCUAUGGACAUGGCGGAGCGCGACUUCUGCCAGGCGUCGUUGGAGUACGUGUUCCAGCUGCAGGCGGUGCAGGAGCGCAAGAAGUUCGAGCUGGUGGAGACGCUGCUCGGCUUCGUGUUCGGCUGGUGGACCUUCCACCACACGGCGCACGACGUGCACGCGGACGCCGAGCCGCUCGUCCGAGACCUGCAGCUUCGAAUCCAGCGGACGCGGAGCAACUUCGAGGAGACAAGUAAACAGACGGAAUCGCUUAUGAAGAAAAUGAUGGAAGUGCGGCAAAUGAACAAAGAGGAAGAGAUAUCGGACGAUGGCGGUGGUGUAUCGCGAGCCGGUUACCUGUUCCUCAUGGAGAAAAAGGCGUUCGGCACGACGUGGAGCAAGCAGUACUGCACGUACGAGAAGGAGUCGCGGAUGCUGUCGCUGAUGCCAUACAACCAGAUCAACGUGAAAACGACGGGUCCGUCGGAGUGCGUGUGCGUGUGCGGCGCGCGCGCGUGCGUGGAGGCGGAGCGGCGCUUCUGCUGGGAGGCCGUGCCCGCCGAGCGCGAGCGCACGCCGCUCACGCUGCAGGCGCUCGGCGAGCGCGACCGCGCCGCCUGGCUGCGCGCGCUCGAUGCCGCGCCCGCCGCGCCGCCCGCCGCGCGCCGCGCGCUGCAGGGUGACGGAGAACCGACAUGCGAACUAAACGAGGCGGGCUUUGCCUUUGUGCGUCGCGUUAUUGCCAUCUUAGAAGCACGAGGUCUUGAGGAACAGGGACUAUACAGAGUGGCAGGCGUCGCAUCGAAGGUGGCGCGGCUAGUUAGCAGCGCUGCCUCCACCGGUGGGCUGGGCGAGCUGGCCGAGCCCACGGAGUGCGAGAGUAAGACCCUCACAUCUGCGCUCAAGAGUUUCUUGCGAGCGUUGCCCGAGCCGUUGCUCACUCGCCGACUGCACGACCAGUUCCUUGCCGCUGCCAAGCUGGAGCGGCGGGCGGAGCGCGUGGCGGCGCUGCACGCGCUGCUGCUGGCGCUGCCGCACGACAACCGCGCCAUGCUGCGCCUCGUGCUGCGCCACCUGCGCAAUGUGGCCGCGAAGAGCGACAAAAACCUGAUGACGGCGUCGAACCUGGCCGUGUGCUUCGGGCCCACGCUGCUGAGGCCCGAGCGCGAGACCGUGGCCUCCAUCCUGGAGCUGAAGUUCUGCAACGUGCUGGUGGAGACGCUGCUCGACCACUUUGACGCGCUGUUCGAUCCCAUUCCACCCGCCCCGCCCGCCGCACCUGCCGCCCCGCCCGCCCAACUCGCCGUACGCCCGCCCAAUGGGCUGCUUAGAACGUCUCCAACAUCGCUUGCUGUUUCAGCGCGCAGUGAUGUUGUGUCUGGAGCGUCGUACGCGCCUCACCAGCACUCGCUGCUGCAGCACUUCGCGCUGCCCGCGCACGCCGCGCUGCCCGCACACCCCGCGCUGCCCGCACACCCCGCGCUGCCCGCACACCCCGCGCUGCCCGCACACCCCGCGCUGCCCGCACACCCCGCGCUGCCCGCACACCCCGCGCUGCCCGCACACCCCGCCCUGCCGCCGCACUCGGCGCUGCUGGCGCACAGAGGUGUGGGCCGCUGCAGCAGCAGCUCUGAGUCCGUGUCCAGCCAUAGCGCGUCGCCGCCUCCGCCCAGGUUCACGCGCGUGCGCACACUAUACGCUUGUCUGGGUGAGAGUGAAGGCGAACUCUCGUUCGAGCCCAAUCAAAUCAUCACGAACGUGGCUCCCUCUGGUGAACCGGGCUGGCUUCGAGGACAGCUGGAUGGCCGCUGCGGCCUAGUGCCUGAGAACUACGUGGAGCCGCUACCUUAG
This is a messenger RNA of Parnassius mnemosyne (clouded apollo), 2331 nucleotides long. The record is from the annotation of a GenBank genome assembly. Lineage: Eukaryota; Metazoa; Arthropoda; Insecta; Lepidoptera; Papilionidae.